Molecule: messenger RNA, 540 nt
Organism: Ramularia collo-cygni
Lineage: Eukaryota; Fungi; Ascomycota; Dothideomycetes; Mycosphaerellales; Mycosphaerellaceae
Exons: 3
Coding region: 1-540 (179 amino acids)
Source: RefSeq, a predicted model, not a curated record
AUGAGCGUCUGGAACUCAAACUUCUGGAAUUUAUUCGACGCUCGAUACAAGAAAGCAACUUGGAUCGUUUUGAUUGUCCUUAUACAGGUAGUCAUUGCCCUCACAGUACCACGUUUAUUCCUGAAGGGGCCGAAGACUCGAUCUACCUUCAUGUCCCUCGGCAUGGGUGCCAAAUCUCUCAUCUUUAUCGCUUACGAGGUCUCCACUGAGUAUUUUCACAAGCUCCAACGAUGGAGAAGCUACAAAGCAAACACCAUUCUCAAUGGUCUAGAUAUCGCUUUCUGGGGAGCUGUGGCUUUCCUCAACCUUCAAGCCAACAUUACCAGCUGCAGUGGAGUGAGCUGUUACCUAGGAUGGGCGAUCGUUGGUAUUGCGUUGGUUGUCAAUCAAGUCUACAUCUUCGCUUUCAUCAUGUGCUGGCGGGAAUGGAAGGGUCUCACGGGAAGUCAUCGAUCACUGCAUCAGGAGGAAGCUCUUGGGAAGUUAUCGAGCAACUCCUCUAGCAUUCCGAUGCAGACCACCAAGACUACGUUUGAAUGA